AUGAUGCGAGGCAUCGAGGACCAGCCGCCCCGGCCACCGGCUCUGCUACGGCUGCCUCCUCACCUACGCCAUCGCAUAUAUCUUCACAUAGGCAUAGCCCGCCGUGACGGGCGCCCAAACACAUACUACUUGGAUGGCCGCAAGGAGUUGCCAGGAUUUACGUCGGCCUUUGACCCGCCGCCGACGCGCAACUUCACCGGCCUACUCCGGUCCUGCCGCGACCUGUACACCGAAGUCGCUGCCCUGCUAUAUUCAGCCAACCAAUUCGUUAUGCACGCCGGCAAGGCCUCCCUCGAGCCCCUUCAAGCCCUAUCGCCAAUGGCCAUCGCCUCCUUGACGAGCCUCAAGAUCGUUCUCAACGAGUGCUCGUGCCACCAUCCGGUCGACUCUAGGGACUACCCGCCGCUUUGCUGUUGCGACGACGUCGAGCAUGAGCCGGAGCCCAAUGGUAUCCGCGCCCGGUGCGCCCAGUACCAUAGGAGUACGCACCGUCGACCGCUGCUCGAUCCUGUCUCGUCGGAUCUAGACUCAACUUCCUCCAAGCUAAUGGCCCAAGCUCUACUAACUAGCUGGAACGACGCUGCGGUCCACUUGUCGUCCUAUGUUCGCCCCGGACGUCUGGCGCUCUCGUUAUAUACAGACCUGGUAACUCCCUGGAAGGAGGUCACCUGGUGCAGGAGAUAUCGCCGCUACUACCAAAUAUGCCGCCCGCCUUGUCUAGCGUCCGAGGGUAGAGGUCAGCCUUGUCAGCCUCACAUUCAUCAUGGUUGCCGGCUAAGCCAAUGCCUUGGCGUCGAUCUCCCCCCUUCGGGCAGGCCACCACCGGGCCCAGGCUGCUUUUGCCGUCGCCGACACGCUGCCUUCUCCUUCACCUGCAAUUGCUGGGCUCCACCAACUAGCAUCUUUCUCGUUUGCCACGCCUUAUACUACGAUGCCCAGCUUAUCUUCUUCUCAUAUAACCGUUUCAUCGUUCACGAUGUCCAGGCGUGGCCGGGCUGGACCCUAGACUAUAUAGUCCAGAAACCGCGGGACCCGGAAAUCGCCAGCAUCGAGGAGUCCUACCCAUACGAGCGUCUCGCUGCAUCGCAUUUCCUCCGAGAAUUCGUCCCCGCCAACUGUCUCGCCUACCUCCGCUUCCUCGAGCUUGUCUUUCCGCCCUACUGGCCGUAUAGCUGGCCCGUUGAUGACCAUCCCGCCAUAGUAGACUGGCGCGACACGGUUAAUUGGCUGCGUGGUAAGAUCGACGCACCGGCGCUUACCAUCCGUGUCGUCUUUGCCGACUUCCUUCAGAAUCCGGCGGGAAGCCGCAGUGGGACGACCAAGGACGAGGGGAAGCAGAUUGUGAGAGGCUACAUGCACGUUAUCCGAGCUUUGGAGCCCCUGCUCAAGCACGACGGUCUGGCGGCGCUAUACGUGCAGGCGGCAUUCCCUUGGGCAUGGGCACGCGACGUCCUCCUCCGACAGCUAUUAGAACCGGACGACUGGUGGACCCAGGAGCUGGCUAGGCAGGAGCAACGGCUGAAGGAGCUCUUGGAACGUAUACCAGGCUGUGAGGCGAUUGUCGAUUCACGCAACAAGCCUGAGCCGAGAAGGAGCGCUUGGCAGACCUGGUAUAAUGUAGACUGGUAUGAUCAAUAA
Chaetomium strumarium is the source of this 1638-nucleotide messenger RNA. RefSeq lists its product as uncharacterized. The transcript has 2 exons. Bases 1 to 1638 code for a protein of 545 amino acids. NCBI's taxonomy places the organism in Eukaryota, Fungi, Ascomycota, Sordariomycetes, Sordariales, Chaetomiaceae. The record is from RefSeq and is a predicted model, not a curated record.